UAAUGAUCAGUAACUAAUCUGAUCACGUGAAACGAUCAGCUGAACGAUCAAAACAUUCAUUACAUGUUUUUAGAGUUUAUAUCAGACCUGCGCUUCGUCUGUGAGGUUAAGAUUAUCAGACUACCAUCAAUCCACUGCUGUUUACUUUGAGAUAUAAUGUCAGACCCUCACUGCAUUCUGGGGUGUGUGAGGAGAGGUCUGCGGUUACAUGUGUUUAAGGAUGUUGCUCGUCAAUAUCCGGUCAUUUUCUGUAUCUUCACCUUUAUGAUCUCCUCCACCGUCAUCCUCAACCAGUAUCUCCAUAUUCUCAUGAUAUUCUGGUUGUUUCUGGCUGGAGUGAUCACAUUCUACUGCUCCCUCAGUCCUGAAUAUCUGCUGCCAAAUGUUCUCAUCUCAAUAAAGACAGAGAGGAAACCACAGAAACAGCAAGAAUUAUUCCCACUGGGUCACAGUUGUGCAGUAUGUGGGAAAAACCAGUGCAAACGCCACAGACCUACCCUUCUGCUGGAGAACUAUCAGCCAUGGCUGGACUUAAAAGUGCCGUCCAAAGUGGAUGCCAGUAUUUCAGAGGUUUUGGAGUUAGUUCUAGAGAACUUUGUAUACCCAUGGUACAGAGAUAUUACAGGUGAUGAGGCGUGUGUCGAUGAACUGAGACAAACAAUCCGUUUCUUUGCUGCAGUUCUGGCUCACCGAGCACAAAGAGUGGAUGUUCCCUUAGUUUUGAUGGACAAAAUGAUGAAGGCCGCUAUGAAGCACAUUGAGAUCAUUGCAAAAGCACAGCAGAAAGUGAAGAAUACAGAGGGUCUCCAGCAGGCAGCACUAGCUGAAUACGGUGCCGAUCUGCAUGUGGCUCUGCGGAGCCGCAAAGAUGAGCUGCUGUACUUGAGGAAGCUCACAGAGCUGCUGUUUCCUUGCGUCAUGCCCCCUAAAGCUACAGACUGCAGAUCUUUGGCCCUGCUGAUUCGAGAGGUCAUGACAUAUUUUAUCUUUUUGUUAAUCAUAUUCAUGAAUCACUUUUUUUUUGUUUUCCAGGACACAGUGAAUCACAUGGUGCUCAUUUUCAUUGAUGAUAAUCCACCUGAGCCAGUGACUGACCCUCCAUCUGCGCUGGUGCCCUUCCUGGAGAAGUUUGCAGACCCACGCAACACGAAAUCCUCGGUGUUGAAGUUGGAUUUAAAGGAGAUCAGAGAGCAACAGGAUCUGUUGUUUCGUUUUAUGAGUUUCCUGAAGGAGGAAGGAGCGGUACACGUCCUGCAGUUCUGCCUGACUGUGGAGGAGUUUAAUGACCGGAUCCUGUGUCCUGAUCUGAGUGACACGGAGAUGCAGCGUUUGCAUGAGGAAGUGCAGAAGAUCUAUGACACGUACUGUCUGGAGGAGAGCAUCGACAAGAUCAGCUUUGACCCCUUCAUCAUAGAGGAAAUCCACAACAUCGCUCAGGGGCCGUCUACAGGGGUGGUGAAGCUCCAGACGAUGCCAUGUCUGUUUGAGGCCUAUGAACAUGUGCUGUCUCUGCUGGAGAAUGUCUUCACCCCCAUGUUCUGCCACAGCGAUGAGUAUUUUCGACAUCUGCUCUGGGGUGCUGAAUCUCCUGCUAGAAAUUCAAAGCUAAACAGGAAUUUGAGUUUGGAUGAUUUAAGGAACACAUCAAAGCGUGGCGAGUCGUUUGGGAUCAGCCGUAUUGGAAGCAAAAUAAAAGGCGUGUUUAAGAGUAGCACAAUGGAGGGCGCACUGCUACCACAAUACGCCAUGAUUGAAGGAGAAGACGACACGGUGGAGGAAGCAGUGAUGGUGUUUGAGGACGACUCUCCAGGGCCUGUGGAGGUGGUGGGAACUCCAGGGACAUUGCGUAACCUUGCCGCUUGGACCAUCUCAAUCCCUUAUGUGGAUUUUUUUGAUGACGAGGUUAAGAAAGAGCGCACUCCAGUCUACUGCAUCGACGUGGAGCGCCACGACAGAAAAAAUGUGGGGCAUGAGACCGAGAGCUGGUUUGUUUAUAGAAAAUACCUGGAGUUUUAUGUGCUGGAAUCUAAACUCACAGAAUUUCAUGGCCCAUUCCAGGAUGCUCAACUCCCUUCCAAAAGAAUCAUUGGACCAAAGAAUUACGAAUUCUUGUCCUCGAAACGAGGUGAAUUUGAGGAAUAUUUACAGAACCUGCUGCAUCACCCUGAACUGAGUAACAGUCAGCUGCUGGCAGAUUUCCUGUCUCAUCACAGCAUUGAGUCUCAGUUCAAUGACAAAAUGCUUCCAGAUGUCAACCUGGAUCUCGCUGAUCUAGAAGGCAUUUCCGUUUACAGAACUGCAGCACAGUUCUUUGGCACCAAAGAGUAUACUGGUGUACAGAAAGGGCAAAACCUGGAGCCAUUUAUCCAGUCAUUCUUCAGUUCCUGUGAAUCCCCCAAACCCAAACCCAGCAGACCUGAGCUCGCCAUCCUCAGCCCCACUGCAGAAAAUAAUAAAAAGCUAUUUAAUGAGCUGUACAGAAACAAUGCCAAUCUGCCAGAGGGCCUGGAGAGAAAACACAACCAGAACUACUUCAUGGAGCUGAUGGAGGUUGAUGGAGUAUAUGACUUUAUGAUGUACAUAGGUCGGGUGGUGUUCCACAUGCCUGAUUGGCUGCAUCACUUUCUGAGCGGAGCUCGUAUUCUCUUGAAGAGGACUCUAGAGGUGUAUGUAGGGCAUUAUUUCCAGUUCAAACUAGAACAGAUCAUGCAAGAGCAUUGCCUCGUCUCUCUCAUCACUCUAUUGCGAGAUGCUGUUUUCUGCGAGAGCACAGAGGAAUGCUCUCCUGAGGACAAACAGAGACGAGCCAAGCAUACCUUUGAGGAGAUGAUGAACUACCUGCCAGGUCUGGUCGGGAAAUGUAUCGGUGAGGAAGCAAAGUAUGAGGGCGUCAAGAUGCUUUUCAACACCAUUCAGCAGCCACUGCUCAACAAACAGAUGACGUACGUGCUGCUUGACAUCGCUGUCCAGGAGCUGUUCCCAGAGCUCAGUGAGAAUCAGAAGGCAGGUCUCUCCGUCUCCACUAAAUGGAUGUAAAACAUUAUCGGACUUGACAUCAACAUUAUAAAGCGUUUAUUGCACUACUAAAAUACAAUUAUUUAUUGACUUUAAUGGGGUUUGUUUGCCAUGGUUAUUCGUUGAAUCAUUGGAACCCUGCCUUAUUUGACCAGUCUGGUUUAAAUCGUAACAGCAUUAUAACAAAAGGUUUGGAUCAAGUAGAUUAUGUGACAUAAUGUCAUUAUCAGUAUGAUAACAUUCUUCAGACCUGAUGUAAAUAAACCAUUUUACACUCUUGAUGGUCCCUGAAGAUGCUCAAAAAGACACAGAAUACAGACAAGUAAAAAAAAAA
Molecule: messenger RNA, 3349 nt
Organism: Sinocyclocheilus anshuiensis
Lineage: Eukaryota; Metazoa; Chordata; Actinopteri; Cypriniformes; Cyprinidae
Product: sorting nexin-14-like
Exons: 32
Coding region: 157-3036 (959 amino acids)
Biological process (GO): autophagosome maturation
Cellular component (GO): late endosome
Molecular function (GO): phosphatidylinositol-3,5-bisphosphate binding
Source: RefSeq, a predicted model, not a curated record